AUGUCUAGAUCAAAGGCUUCUAAGAGUGUUCCCUCUCAUCCUAAAUAUGAAGAUAUGAUUAGAGACGCGAUAAUCAGUUUGAAAGAAAGAAAAGGAAGCAGUCGUCAUGCGAUUAAGAAAUAUAUCCUUAGUACUUAUAAACUUCCUGAUACUGAGUAUACAUCCAGUAGUCUUCGAAAUGCUAUUACUAAAGGUGUCAGUAAAGAAAUUUUCGCUUUACCAAAUGGACCCAGUGGUACGAUUAAAUUAGUCAAGAAAGAACCAGUUAAGAAAGAAAAAAAAGAGAUCGAAAAGAAAGAUAAACCGAAGAGAUCUACAAAAACUAUGAAGAAGACUGAGAAGAAAGCUGAGAAACCUGAAAAAAAGACCGAGAAAAAAGUUGUUAAGAAAGAGACUAAACCUAAGACGACUAAGACUAAAAAAGAUGAAGCGACAAAAAAAUCAACUAAGAGAAAAGCUGCAGCAGCAGAGAAAUCGAAAAAAACGACUAAAGAACCAGCUGCCAAAAAAACUAAAAGUGCCGUUGAAAAGAAGGCGCCAGCCGUGGGACAAAGGAAAUCUACUAGAAGAACCGCAGCGACUACUACUUCAUCUUAA
Messenger RNA from Diversispora eburnea, 597 nucleotides. The record is from the annotation of a GenBank genome assembly. Lineage: Eukaryota; Fungi; Glomeromycota; Glomeromycetes; Diversisporales; Diversisporaceae.